Talaromyces amestolkiae is the source of this 1560-nucleotide messenger RNA. RefSeq lists its product as uncharacterized. The record is from RefSeq and is a predicted model, not a curated record. The coding region runs from base 1 to 1560 and encodes 519 amino acids. The transcript has a single exon. NCBI's taxonomy places the organism in Eukaryota, Fungi, Ascomycota, Eurotiomycetes, Eurotiales, Trichocomaceae. Gene Ontology annotation, biological process: transmembrane transport. Gene Ontology annotation, cellular component: plasma membrane; fungal-type vacuole membrane. Gene Ontology annotation, molecular function: transmembrane transporter activity.
AUGGAGUACGAUGCUGAGAAAGGCCACGGCGCGCCUGAUUAUGCCACCGACACCAAGGCCACUUUGAACGUGAGCAGUUCCAAUGACGACUCGUCUCCGUCAGAAAUGCGCAAUAGCGACGGCAUUUUCGCCAGUCUCAGUGCUUUCGAACGGCGCAUGGACAAGAAGUUUGGCAUGGAGUCGGAAGCCAUUGUUCGCAAACGUCCUGAGGAUAAGCGACCCGUACACUGGCGAGAAGAGUUGUCAAUGGCUCUGCUCUGGGCCAGUGGCACAAUGAACAUUUCGUGUUUUGCAACUGGUUUCCUCGGUUGGGAGUUUGGCCUUAGUCUCAAGCAAUCCAUCGUCAUCACAAUCUUUGCGUCGAUCCUGGGAGGUGCCUUGACCGCGUACUGUGCCACUUUUGGAGCUGCGACCGGUCUUCGCCAAAUCAGUGUCAGCCGUUUCAGUUUCGGAUGGUGGCCGAACAAGCUUGUUGCCAUACUCAACGGUAUCCAGCAACUGGGUUGGGCCGCUGUUGCGUGCAUUACUGGUGGUCUCGCCUUGACUGCCGUCUCUGACGGUCACGUGUCGUUGGUGCUCGGUAUCAUCAUCCUCGCUGUCGUCGCCUUGAUCAUAUCCUGUUUCGGUUUGAAGUUCAUUUUGAUCUAUGAGCGCUACGCAUGGAUCAUUUUCUUCAUCAUCUUCCUCAUCAUCUUCGGCGAAACCGGCAAGUACGCUGACAACACAUCUCCAGCCUCCGUCACGGGAGCGAAUCUGUCUGCAUCUGUCCUGAGUUUACUGGCUAUUGUCUACGGCUCAAGCGCUUCUUGGUCCACCAUGGCUAGUGACUACUACGUUCACUAUCCCGUAAACGUCAGCCGCGUCAAGGUGUUCCUCAUGACUACUUUCGGCAUUGGUAUUCCGACAUCCAUCGGCAUGGUGGCUGGAUGUGUUGUUGCUUCUGCAUUGAACAACCGACCAGACUGGAGCGAUUCCUACGAUGAGGGAAUCGGGUACCUUGUUCAGGACAUGCUCUAUCCCCGUGGCUUCGCCAAGUUCCUGCUUACCGUUCUCGUCUUAUCUGGUAUCAAUGUCAACAUCAUCAGUCUCUACAGUGCCGGUAUCUCAUUCCAACAAGUCUCGAGACCCUUUGCAGCAAUUCCUCGUUUCAUCUGGACACUCUUAUGCUUCGCAGCUAUUCUGGGUCUUGCGCUCGGUGGCCGUCAACAACUAAAUACCUAUCUACAAGACUUCCUCAGUCUUCUUGGCUACUGGUGCACAAGCUACACGAUUAUUCUAUUCGAGGAACACGUUUUCUUCCGCAAGGGCAAUUUCGACAAUUACGAUCUUGAAGGAUGGAAUGACCCGUCCAGACUUCCCCAUGGUAUCGGUGCAGCCGUUGCAUUCCUACUUGGUGUGGUUGCCUGGUGCAUGGGUAUGGAUGAAACGUGGUUUGUAGGACCUCUAGCGAAGCUCGUCGGUGACGCUGGCGGUGAUGUUGCCAAUGAAUUCACAUUUGUGGUGACCGCUUUGUCGUAUCUGCCGGCUCGUUAUCUCGAGCUGAAGUAUUUCGGCCGUUGA